Messenger RNA from Arthroderma uncinatum, 1080 nucleotides. RefSeq names its product vacuolar ATP synthase subunit d. Lineage: Eukaryota; Fungi; Ascomycota; Eurotiomycetes; Onygenales; Arthrodermataceae. Gene Ontology annotation, biological process: proton transmembrane transport; vacuolar transport; vacuolar acidification. Bases 1 to 1080 code for a protein of 359 amino acids. Gene Ontology annotation, molecular function: proton-transporting ATPase activity, rotational mechanism. The transcript has 4 exons. The record is from RefSeq and is a predicted model, not a curated record. Gene Ontology annotation, cellular component: vacuolar proton-transporting V-type ATPase complex; proton-transporting V-type ATPase, V0 domain; fungal-type vacuole membrane.
AUGGAGGGCCUCUUCUUCAACGUGGAUAACGGCUAUGUUGAAGGAGUCGUUCGCGGAUACCGCAAUAACCUUCUAAACACGCAGAACUACAGCAACUUGACGCAAUGCGAUACCGUCGACGAUGUCAAGCUUCAACUGGGUCCGUCCUAUGGCGAUUUCCUGGCUGCCCUCCCUCCGAACCCUUCUACAUCUGCUCUAGCCGGCAAGACAACCGAUAAGCUUGUUGCAGAAUUCCGCUAUCUACAGGCACAGGCCAGUGGCUCGACAGCCAAGUUCAUGGAAUACCUUACCUACGGGUACAUGAUCGACAAUAUCGCCCUCCUCAUCACCGGUACCUUGCACGAGCGAGACACCCGAGAGCUACUAGAAAGAUGUCACCCACUCGGCUUGUUUGAAACCAUGCCCGUCCUCUGCGUGGCAACUAACAUCGAGGAACUCUACAACACUGUGCUCAUCGAAACCCCUCUGGCGCCAUACUUCAAGGGCAGUCUGAGCCACCAGGACCUCGAUGAGUUGAACAUUGAGAUCGUCCGCAACACGCUCUACAAGAAUUACCUGGAAGAUUUCUACCAGUUCAUUAAUACCGACCCUGAGCUCAAAGACUCGCCCACCUCGGAAGUCAUGUCAGAAGCCCUAGAAUUCGAAGCUGAUCGUCGAGCAAUCAACAUCACCCUCAAUUCAUUCGGCACAGAACUUUCCAAAGCCGAGAGGAAAAAGCUAUAUCCCGAGUUCGGCAAGUUGUACCCCGAGGGCUCUCUGAUGCUAUCCAGAGCGGAUGAUCUUGAGGGCGUUUCACUCGCGGUGACUGUCGUGGCCGACUACAAGGCGUUCUUCGACACCGUUGGCCUGAACCAGCCAGGUGGCGGUGGCCCUGGUAGUGAUGGCAAGAGCUUGGAGGAUCUUUUCUACCAGAGGGAGAUGGAGUUGUUGAAGCUUGUGUUUACUCGCCAGUUCACUCCUGCCAUAAUAUACGCUUGGGUGAAACUACGAGAGCAGGAAAUUCGCAAUAUCACUUGGAUCGCGGAGUGUAUUGCCCAGAAUCAGAAGGAUAGGAUAGGGAAUUAUAUAAGCGUACUUUAG